AGAGGGGGAUGGGGGGGGUAUUUAGGGGGAAAUGGGUGACGAUCUUGGGCGGGGACCGUCUCUGCCUGUUGGGUUGAUUGUGGUGGUGUAUGGGUGGGUUGUUUUCUCUGGCUUCCUUCCCUUUCAGUUUGUAGGAGUCCCGACAAGGUAUAUGUCUUCCUUUUCCACUGGCAGGAUAGGCCAGAUGGUUUUUUUAGGAGAGAGAGAGAGGAAGGAAAGGAAGAGGAAGAAAAUAGGAAGAGGAGGAGGGGGGAUGGAAGAAAAGGUGGGUAAGCAGACGCAAUGAGGACAGAAGAUAAGGGGAAAACCCAGGUGCGGCGGCUAGAGAAAAAGAAAACCCAGACAACUGACUGGAUGGAAGGGGAAGAGGGGCGAAAGAGGCAAGGAAGAAAAAAUUGUGAUUAUUCCCUGAAUUAUUGAAUUAUCAAAUCAAUUCAAAAAGAAAGAAGGAAGGCUGUGUGGGUUGUUUGGGAGGAUUGAUUGAUGACUGCUUGGGCGGUUGGGCUGGCUUGGGCUGCCUGGCGCCUGUCUGGUGCCACGACCGACUCUCGUCUUCUCCACCUCCAGAACGAUCAUUAGACCUUUUGUCCACUCGACCAUCCAUCCGAAAAGCAUGCAUGGACUAAUAGGGCUUAGAUGCCCUGCCGACU
This is a messenger RNA of Aspergillus candidus, 650 nucleotides long. RefSeq lists its product as uncharacterized. NCBI's taxonomy places the organism in Eukaryota, Fungi, Ascomycota, Eurotiomycetes, Eurotiales, Aspergillaceae. Bases 32 to 286 code for a protein of 84 amino acids. The transcript has a single exon. The record is from RefSeq and is a predicted model, not a curated record.